Molecule: messenger RNA, 3606 nt
Organism: Conger conger (European conger)
Lineage: Eukaryota; Metazoa; Chordata; Actinopteri; Anguilliformes; Congridae
Product: mucin-2-like
Exons: 5
Coding region: 52-2112 (686 amino acids)
Source: RefSeq, a predicted model, not a curated record
ACUGCCUUCGUGACCACAACAGACCUUUUAGCCCAUACAAUUCCUAACGCCAUGACAGCUACUUCCACUUCUAUUAUGCCCUCAGCUACAACUACAGAUUCCUCAAUUUAUACGGACACAACAAUUUCUUCAAGUCCCAUGACCACUCGGACCACGAUAGCUCGCAGAAACUCAAAAGUCACAUUAGCUCCUCUGACAACUAAUUCUACACCUGUCCCAGUGAGGAAAACCAACUUUUCACCCCCUAUGACUCCCAUAUUCAUAACAGAAAUAGCAAAAUCCCAAGAUGUGAGCUCCACUUCCACAGCUACGUCUGAAGCCACCAUCCUGGAAACAUCAACUACCUCAGCCCAGACAAUGACUACCACAGCUACAGCUCUUAAAAAUGAACCCACAUCUAUAAGCCCUGCAGCCAUAACUCCAGUCUUCACUGCCACCAGUAUGACUUUAGAACCCAUAACUACAGCUUCCUCAGCUGCAUCUACAGGCACAGAGGCCACAACUACAAAUGCCACUUCUGCUCUAACAAACUUUCAUAUUAAUACUUCCUUCAUGAUUACAAUAGGCACUUUAGCUCCUUCAACUCCCAACCCCAGGAAAAGUACUGCCUCUACUCUUGCACCUUCAGCUUCAAGCGCAGGUUUCACAAUUCACACAGCCACAACACUUCCAUCAAGACCCACAACAACUAGUAUCACAACAGCCUUCACAACCGCAAUUGUUAAAUCCCCACAUACAAGCGCUCCUUCCAUAGCUACAUCGGAAGUCCCCGUUAAGGAUACAUCAACUACCACUCUCUUAGUUCCAUCUACGGCCACAAAUGUUAUUUCAGCCCCAGGAACCAUUACCACCUCAAGGACCACAACAGACUUUUUAGCCACUACAAUUCCCAUGGCAACUGCUGCCACUACUCUUGUACCUUCAGCUACAACUACUGAUUUCAAUAAUCACAGAACCAGAACCCUUUCUUCACAUCGAACAACAAGUCAGAUCACUUCAUCCCUAAUAACUACAUCUAUUACUUCCAUUUCUACACCUAAACCACAUAAUAUUUUAACACCAGCAACAACACUCACAAAGGCAACACCCUCCAAUGACUGGACAAACCCUCCAAUGGCAACAAGUGAAACUUCUGUUAUUGGACAUACACCAGUGCCUUCAGCCUCUAUGAAUUAUUUGACAAUUUUGGCUACCCCGAUUGUAUCACUAGCUAUAGCUGACAGUACAAGCAUUCCCUCAGUCACCAGAACUCACGUCCUUACUUCAGCCUCACAAAGCACAAAAUCCUCCUCAGCCCCCACCACUAUUCCCUCAACUUUCACAGCUCAGCCCACAGAUUCAUCUCCCAGUACUACACCACCAACAGAUCCAGCAACUGUUGUCAUGGCUACUAAUUCAACUCCAAUAACAAUGGCCUUAGAGGAGGCAUCCGUAGCCACAAAUAAGAAUUCCUCCCAGAAACCAGCCUCUGUCCAUAUCACAACCCCAUUCAGCACCACAUCCCACUUUUCCUCUGGUACCACAGAAGAAAAAUCAGCUGCACCUACCAAAGGAACCCUUAUCUUUUUUUCACAAAAGCCAAGACUCGUUGUUGUAAACCCCGUUCAAUUUCAGUAUCCAGUAGUAAUUUGUGAAACCAUUUCUGCAAUGUCCGUUUCUGGUACUGUCCCCUUGAGCAGUACCAACAGAACUAAGGAUGACCCUAUCAGGGAAGUCCGUUCCAGUGGGCCCGACCCAAAGGAUGCACACAGCCCUAACACAAUGGCAACAGGGAACAACAUAGGAGCAGAUGGGACACUGGGCCUGCAAAUGCGAAUAAGCAGGGUAUUUCACUCUGCUUACUGGGAUCCAAACACACCCGAGUACUUGGAGCUAGCUAGAAAUGUGACAGAGGAGGUGAGCCCUGUUUUUAAGACAAUGUACCCAAAGACCUUUGUGCGAUGCCAAGUGGAUGGCUUCUGGAAUGGAUCAGUGGGUGUUGAUGUGACUCUUACAUUCAUGAAUCAGGGAGUGGUUCCAAGCAGAGACACAGUUGUGGAUUAUUUAUCUGCAGCUUUGAGUACUGGGCAGUCUCAACUGGAUGUUAUACCAGGUAGUAUCAUUGCACGAUGACUGGCAGAAGCUAAACCAGAACACCAGCACCACAGGUGUCCCACCCACCGACCUUCCAAUCAUUCAAUUUGACACAAAUGCCUGAAGCAACAUGAUCCAUUGCUUAAAGCAGCUACACAGAUCAACCAUGUCAUGAACCGUGUGACCGCAUCAAUGACACCUACAUUAACACACUGAUAGCUGCCAAAUGAAAGGGCAGAUUUGAUGUAAAAGAAAUAACCUGUUGUUCUUUGCAUUGUUUAUUUUAAACUACUGAAAUGUGUCAACCGCAGUGAUAGAAUUUUUCAUCUUAAAAAAUAAAUAAAGACCACCCGCCAUAUUUAAAAAUGCAUGGCAUCUAAUUCUACAUUAGUUUCACCUUUCUUCCCUCCAUUGGAAUUAUAUGGUACUGCAUGUGCUGGAAUUUAUUGAGGAAUAGAUCCCAUGCAUUUUAAAAUAUGGCGGGUGGUCUUUAUUUUUUCUUUAAAUAUAAACAAUUCUACAGCUCCUGGAGCAUCUGUUAAGAUAUUUAACAAAUCAAUGCACCCCCCACUCCCAAGGAGCUUACAAGAUUUCCAUUUUCAUUUAAAAAAUUAAACUUUUGAACAUAAUUCACGUAUGAUUAUCUGCACAUAUAAGUACACAUAUCAUACAAUGAAAUAUGAAGUGUUUAUAGACAAGUUUAUAAGUUUAAGCAGGUGGUUUUAAUGUUGUGGCUGAUACAAAAAAGCUGUGUAAAUCCAGCUGAAUUUGUUCAUUUUCUUCCAAUUGCACGUACAUUUACAUGCAAAUUUAGGAAAAUAUUGAUAAAUUAGGCCCAAAAUGUAUUGCUUUUUCCUCUGUAGAGGACAGUGGCCAUCCAGUGCAUUCCAAUAAAGCAAACAUAAUAUUCUAUAAUGCAAUUAGCUUCACUGGCAUUUUAAAGACUAAACAAUGAUUAUGUCUCUUUGCUAAUAGUUUGUGUCCAAAUUUGGACAGCGCAUUCACAAAAGUCUGUGCUUUGUAAACAUUUCUGGAAAUCCUUCACAACCUAUACAAAGUCACAGAUCAAGGUACUCAUAUAUUUAUUCUGUAGUAUCAGACAGACACUGCACCGUAGACAGAACAUUAUCAGAUGUCUACAGGACUGACAGGUCUUGUUCAAACAAAUCUGGAUUAUAUGAUUAGAGUAAGAUUGAUUAAGCACACAAUCCUGUUAAUUCACAGGCAUAACUUGCUUCAUGGGUCAGAUCAAGUGCACACCGGUGACAAAGCAGGAAAGUAAUAUAAUUCCUAUUGUCACACCCUUUCCAGUGCUUACCUGUGUCUCUGCUGAAUCAUCACUAAUGGCCUCAUUGCCCUGUUAUGGAAAAGCCAUUCUGAUAAUGGCCUUGGAAGUUGCACGAAAUCACUGUGCUGUACUGAUGUGUGUAUGUGUUGACCAUGAAGUAAAAAGUAGCUAGUUACAGAAUGAGCUAUUUCUGUAACCAGCCAUAACCAACAUAGAAAAUAAAAAAUAAACUACCUUCUUGUUCA